AUGCCUAAUGGGGAGUUAGAAAAGGAAGAAGUUGAGAUUAUUGAGAAAGAAGAUGAAGUUGAGGAGGGUGAGAAAGGAGAGAAUGUGGAAAAAGAAGAGCCACAAGUCCAAGUUGGUGAUGAAGCUUCAUUGCCAUCAUCUUCACCAACUAAGACUUAUGUGCCACCGGUUCCAUACCCUUACAGAUUAGAGAGGAAAUUGAGUGAUAAAUUCUCUAAGUUCCUCAAUGUAAUAGAAGGCCUUCAAAUCAACAUUCCUUUCCUUGAAGCAAUGUCUCAAAUGUCGGAUUAUGCUAAGUUUUUGAAGGAAAUCCUCUCCAACAAAAGGAAACUAGAAGAUGAGCUCAUCAACUUGCCAUACCAAAAGCAAAGAGACCCGGGAAGCUUCACCUUGCCGGUCAAGAUAGGUGACUUGGAGCCUAAAGGAGCGUUGGCCGAUUUAGAAGCAAGUGUGAAUUUGAUCCCUAUAUCCAUAGCUAAGCACCUAAAUCUUCCUCUUCAUCUUACACGGAAGACUAUCCAAUUGGUGGAUCGAGCUGUGAGAGUGCCACAUGGUGAGUUAGAGGAUGUACCAAUACAAGUUGGGCAUGUGUUUGUGCCAUGCGAUUUUGUAGUAAUGGAUAUGGAGGAAGAUCAGGAUACUCCCCUCAUUCUUGGGAGGGAGGCCCUUAAGACAUUGGGUGCUGUGAUAAACUGCAAAAAUGAUACAACCACGGUCGAGGUAGCCAAUAAGAGGGUUGUGUUCGAGUUCUCAAAUACUUUUAAGAAACCCAUGGAAAGAUUGUCGAGUCAAUCUAGUAGAGGGUGA
Messenger RNA from Beta vulgaris subsp. vulgaris (sugar beet), 807 nucleotides. RefSeq lists its product as uncharacterized. The record is from RefSeq and is a predicted model, not a curated record. Lineage: Eukaryota; Viridiplantae; Streptophyta; Magnoliopsida; Caryophyllales; Amaranthaceae. The transcript is spliced from 2 exons. The coding region runs from base 1 to 807 and encodes 268 amino acids.